Messenger RNA from Hippocampus zosterae (dwarf seahorse), 1139 nucleotides. It is a transcript of the gene calhm6, whose product is annotated as calcium homeostasis modulator family member 6. Lineage: Eukaryota; Metazoa; Chordata; Actinopteri; Syngnathiformes; Syngnathidae. Bases 33 to 989 code for a protein of 318 amino acids. The record is from RefSeq and is a predicted model, not a curated record. Gene Ontology annotation, molecular function: monoatomic cation channel activity. The transcript is spliced from 2 exons.
UUAAAAAAAAGUCGCACGGCAGUCAGUCAGAGAUGGACAAGUUUAAUGCAGUCCUGAAGAUUGCAAACAAACAGACUAACCUUGGUUUUGGGUUCGUCUCCUUGUUGACGGCUGGAGGAGAGCAGAUCUUCUCCUCGGUGCUCUUCAGGUGUCCUUGCAAUGAGCUGAACUUCCUGUACGGCAUGGUGUUCCUUCUGGUGCCUGCUCUGGCUCUACUACUGCUGGCUUACAUCUUAAGUAAAAAAAUGUGGAAGAUGAUGACAGGGUUUUGCCAACAUGGAACUAAUUGGUCCUGCUGCAAGAGGAUAUCUCACUGUCUAAAGAUAAUCUUUCAGAUCAGCACCACAGCGCUGGUGGCACCAUCCAGUUGGAUAGCCGUGGCUCUGCUAAAUGGGAACUACUUUGAGUGUGCAAUGACAGGUCUCAACGUGACUGAUUACAGUGAGCGUCUCUGUGGAGGUGCCACCUCUCUGGUCGAGUGUCGAAAGGAACUCCACAAGUUCCCUUGUGGGAGAGGCAGCAGUAUCAAUGACAGAGAAGCUGUCCUGCUCAACAUUAGGGCUCAUUCACAGAUCCUUGGCUGGCUGUUGAUUGCAUCUGUCAUGUUGUCCAACCUUUUGUUGACCUGUUUGGCUCGGUGCACGUCGCCCGUCAGCUACCUACAGCUCAAAUUUUGGAGGGUUUAUUCUCAGGAAGAGAGCAACCUCAUGGACUCCUACAGAAUGAUCCAUGCCAAAGAAUUAGCAGAGAGAAACCUGGAAAGUUUCUUCAAACAAACAAUGCCCCGACAUGUCGUCACUCCCUCCAACAAAGAUUGGGAGAAAAUCUCUGCGCUCUACAAAUUCAGCACCAAAGACUACUACUACAGCACGUUACACAAGUAUGUGGAGACAGGGAUGAUGCCAAUGGCCUCAGUUAAAUCAAUGGAGACACCUGCAGACAAUCCCGCUGUUCUUAAUUUUGUGGAUGAAGGUGGGGUGGGCUUGUAAGGAUGUCUGCCGGGCACCCUUAUUUUAGACUUGCGUUUGCCAAAAUACUGGCUAUGUUUUGAAAAAGCAUGUUUAGGUUCAGUCAGGUAACAUGAAUACAUAGUGUAUUUUCAUAUACUUGUGAAAAUAAAGUCUGAGAUGUACAGUCUA